AAAAUUGCUCUCUCUCUCUCUCUCUCUCUCUCUCUCUCUUCUAGCUUCCUCUUUUCUUUGAUGUCUUAUCAACCUAACUUUCCAGAUCGUUCUUUUUCUUCUACCUUUUAAUUCUUUUGCAAGAAAUCAUCUAGAAUUUGCUUCCAUUUCUCUUGGUCUCAUAUACAUAUAGAAGUAUAUCAGAGAUAUACCAUAAGAUCAUGGGAGACUCAGCUUCAUAUAUACGCAUGGUGCACCACCUGAUCGAAGAGUGUAUCAUAUUUAACAUGAGCAAGGAAGAGUGCAUGGAAGCCCUCUCUAAGCAUGCAAAUAUCAAACCAGUCAUUACCUCCACAGUGUGGAAGGAAUUGGAGAAGGAGAACAAGGAAUUCUUCGAGGCCUACACGAAGAGGAGGGAAGAUAGAUCAGCAUCUGAAAUGGAGACAAAGCAAAGGAUUCAAAAUAUGGUUUCUGAAUCUUCCAAAAGAGAUACCCAAGACUAGUCGUAUUAUGAUAGUGAGUAUAGCUAGUGACAAACCAAGGUUGGGCCAGUGAAGGUGCCAGCUCGUUACUAUUACCGUAAUUGCAUUGGCAACGUUUUUGGUAUCGACUGUGGACCGAAAGGUAAAUAGAAUAAAGGAGAAGAAAAAAAAGAGAGACCAAAAAAAAAAAAAAAAUAGUAGCAAUCGAAGUCGAAGAAGCAGACAUCAUAAACGACGUCGUGGUUAUAUAUCUUAUUUGUUGUCAUAUUAGGUGUGUGUAACAGGUCAAACAGUGGGUUGGGAAGCGUGAGCACAGUGCGUGACCGGGGGUUGCUUGGAAUCACUACACGUGGUCUACACGUGUCGAGGCCCGGCUGUACCAUUGUUUUCGUAUGUGUUUGCGUGCCUCCAGCACUAAACUGUAAAUCUGUCAUCUUUGUUAGACACUUUUUUUUUUUUUUUUUUUUUUUUUACCAUGUUAGUAAUUUUUAUUUUUGUUUUUGUCAAAUAAAUUUGUGUACACCGAGGAUUAUUUGAAGGGUUCGAUGUCCCCAUUAUGCUCUUUUUGUUAGGUGAUUUUAGAUCCAUUUGAGAAGGUGACACUGACACCAACGGUGUUUGUUAAUUAUACCAUGAGGAAUGCGUGGCCUGCGUGGCAUUAGGGCAUGCUUAUUAAUUUUCCUCUUUGGUUUGAUUGUUUCCAUAAAAUGAGAAGAAGUAAAAACAGAGGGCAUGCUUAUUGUUUAGCCCAAAAUCAUCUCAA
Messenger RNA from Quercus robur (English oak), 1224 nucleotides. RefSeq lists its product as uncharacterized. Lineage: Eukaryota; Viridiplantae; Streptophyta; Magnoliopsida; Fagales; Fagaceae. The record is from RefSeq and is a predicted model, not a curated record. The transcript is spliced from 3 exons. The coding region runs from base 201 to 482 and encodes 93 amino acids.